This is a messenger RNA of Dentiscutata erythropus, 141 nucleotides long. The record is from the annotation of a GenBank genome assembly. NCBI's taxonomy places the organism in Eukaryota, Fungi, Glomeromycota, Glomeromycetes, Diversisporales, Gigasporaceae.
AUGAAAAGCAAAGAUUUGGAUUUUGAAAACGUAGGGACAAUGUGUAAUAACGGAUGUAGAAACUUGGGGAUCACUUUGGUUAAACGAUUUGGAUGGAGUGGAAUUGAGGAUAGAUUUAGACCGUGGGUUUUGCAGAAAUGA